Salvelinus fontinalis (brook trout) is the source of this 5199-nucleotide messenger RNA. Its product is annotated as dynactin subunit 2-like. Bases 2144 to 3907 code for a protein of 587 amino acids. Lineage: Eukaryota; Metazoa; Chordata; Actinopteri; Salmoniformes; Salmonidae. The transcript is spliced from 3 exons. Gene Ontology annotation, cellular component: centrosome; dynactin complex; cytoplasm. Gene Ontology annotation, biological process: mitotic spindle organization. The record is from RefSeq and is a predicted model, not a curated record.
UACGCCAACUUGCCUGGAAUUGCGUCCAACGAGCCAGAUGUAUAUGAGACCAGCGACCUGCCAGAAGAUGACCAGGCACAGUUUGAGUCGGAGCUGGUAAGAUCCUCAGUGACUGACUGCUUUACCCCUCCCUCCCUCCCUUCCUCCUAAAUUCUACUUGUCAGUCUGUUGCAUGCAUCUCUGUACUGUGUGUGUCUUUACUGUCUGUAUUAGUGGUGAUUAAUCCCAUGACCCCCUUUGAUGAGAGCUGGUCAAGAACUACAGGAAACGUAUGAUCUCUGUAAUUCCAAACGAAGGUUUCUGUACCAAAUAUUAAGUUCUGCUUUUCUGAUGUAUCAAAUACUUAUGUCAUGCAAUAAAAUGCUAAUUAAUUACUUAAAAAUCAUACAAUGUGAUUUUCUGGAUUUUUGUUUUAGAUUCCGUCUCUCAUAGUUGAAGUGUACCUAUGAUAAAAAUUACAAACCUCUACAUGCUUUGUAAGUAGGAAAACCUGCAAAAUUGGCAGUGUUUCAAAUACUUGUUCUCCCCACUGUAUCUAAUGGUUCUGGUUGUACAGAUACAAAGGACUACAUUUACAUUUAAGUCAUUUAGCCGGCGCUCUUAUCCAGAGCGACUUACAAAUUGGUGCGUUCACCUUAUGACAUCCAGUUGAACAGCCACUUUACAAUAGUGCAUCUAAAUCUUUUAAGGGGGGGGGGGGGUCAGAAGGAUUACUUUAUCCUAUCCUAGGUAUUCCUUAAAGAGGUGGGGUUUCAGGUGUCUCCGGAAGGUGGUGAUUGACUCCGCUGUCCUGGCGUCGUGGGGAAGUUUGUUCCACCAUUGGGGUGCCAGAGCAGCGAACAGUUUUGACUGGGCUGAGCGGGAACUGUACUUCCUCAGUGGUAGGGAGGCGAGCAGGCCAGAGGUGGAUGAACGCAGUGCCCUUGUUUGGGUGUAGGGCCUGAUCAGAGCCUGAAGGUACUGAGGUGCCGUUCCCCUCACAGCUCCGUAGGCAAGCACCAUGGUCUUGUAGCGGAUGCGAGCUUCAACUGGAAGCCAGUGGAGAGAGCGGAGGAGCGGGGUGACGUGAGAGAACUUGGGAAGGUUGAACAACCAGUCGGGCUGCGGCGUUCUGGAUGAGUUGUAGGGGUUUAAUGGCACAUGCAGGGAGCCCAGCCAACAGCGAGUUGCAGUAAUCCAGACGGGAGAUGACAAGUGCCUGGAUUAGGACCUGCGCCGCUUCCUGUGUGAGGCAGGGUCGUACUCUGCGGAUGUUGUAGAGCAUGAACCUACAGGAACGGGCCACCGCCUUGAUGUUAGUCGAGAACGACAGGGUGUUGUCCAGGAUCACGCCAAGGUUCUUAGCGCUCUGGGAGGAGGACACAAUGGAGUUGUCAACCGUGAUGGCGAGAUCAUGGAACGGGCAGUCCUUCCCCGGGAGGAAGAGCAGCUCCGUCUUGCCGAGGUUCAGCUUGAGGUGGUGAUCCGUCAUCCACACUGAUAUGUCUGCCAGACAUGCAGAGAUGCGAUUCGCCACCUGGUUAUCAGAAGGGGGAAAGGAGAAGAUUAAUUGUGUGUCGUCUGCAUAGCAAUGAUAGGAGAGACCAUGUGAGGUUAUGACAGAGCCAAGUGACUUGGUGUAUAGCGAGAAUAGGAGAGGGCCUAGAACAGAGCCCUGGGGGACACCAGUGGUGAGAGCACGUGGUGAGGAGACAGAUUCUCGCCUCGCCACGCCACCUGGUAGGAGCGACCUGUCAGGUAGGACGCAAUCCAAGCGUGGGCCGCGCCGGAGAUGCCCAACUCGGAGAGGGUGGAGAGGAGGAUCUGAUGGUUCACAGUAUCAAAGGCAGCCGAUGGGUCUAGAACAGGGGUGUCAAACAUACGGCCCGCGGGCCGGAACCGGCCCCCAAGGAGGUUCGAUCAGGCCCGCAGGAUAAUUUGAAAGUGGAAAAAAUGCAUAAAAGACAUGGAAUUAAUAUUUUUAAUUUGCUGCAAUUCAUGGAUUAUCCGCUAAGGGGCGCACUCUUUCCAUCAGAGUAGAAGACAAGCCGCAUCACUGAGGCAGAUUGAAAACAGCAGACGGUAUCAAUGCGCCAUCUGCUGCUUGUUAUGACGUUGUUAAUACCUUGGUCUCUACCUCUCCGCUACACCCUCAUUAGCCAAAAUGUCGUUAUCCAAACGGAGAAAAGUAGAUAAGGAGUGUAGAAUUUUCAAAGAAAAAUGGACCACGUCCUAUUUAUUUACAGAGAUGCACGGAAAACCUUCGUGCUUGGUGUGUUUGCAACAAGUUUCGGUAUUGAAGGAAUAUAAUAUUCGACGCCACUACGAGACUCAUCACAGCGAAAAAUAUGACGGCUUGCAAGGACAACUGAGAAGAGAUAAGAUUAACGAAUUGCUGGCGGGUCUGAGGAAACAGCAGUCAACUUUCAUCCAGAGCCGAGAAGUCAGUGAAGCAGCGGUAAAAGCCAGCUACCUAAUUGCUAGCGAAAUAGCAUUAGCAUCGAAGCCGUAUUCCGACGGUGACUUUGUUAAACGAUGCAUGAUGAAGGCGGCUGAACUUGUAUGUCCCGAGAAGCGACAAGCUUUUGCCAAUAUUAGCCUGACGAGGAAUACUAUAGCAGAGAGGAUUUCGGAACUAUCGGCAGAUUUAGACAGUCAAUUGAAACAGAGAGUCAAGUCAUUUAUUGCAUUUUCCGUGGCAAUUGACGAGAGCACUGACAUCACAGACGUGGCCCAACUGGCCAUAUUUAUUAGAGGAGUUGAUGAGACAUUGACUGUUACUGAAGAGUUUCUUGAGUUGGUGCCAAUGAUGGACACCACAACAGCCGAGGACAUUUUCGGCUCUGUCGUUGCUGCAUUGGACAGAGUUGGAGUGGACUGGUCCCGCCCUGUCAGCCUGGCUACAGACGGCGCGCCAUCCAUGGUCGGAAAGAAAGCAGGUGUCGCGACAAAGUUCAAAGACAAAGUACAAGCCCUUAAUGGAGGAGAUCGUUUCUGGACAUUUCACUGUAUUUUGCACCAGGAGGCAUUGUGUUGCAAGUCGCUGAAAAUGGACCACGUCAUGGAGGUGGUUGUUCGCACUGUAAAUUUCAUCCGGUCCAGAGGUCUGAACCAUCGUCAGUUUGACAAACUUCUCAGCGACAGCAACAUUACCCACAGCCUGCCAUACCACACUGAAGUGAGAUGGUUAAGCCGAGGCGCUGUGCUGAGGCAUUUCUUUGAUCUACGAGAGGAAAUCGGACAGUUCAUGGAGAAAAAAGGAAAACCGGUGUUGGAAUUACAAUCUCAGGAAUGGCUACGGGACCUUGCAUUCUUGGUUGAUAUUACUGAACACUUGAACAAUCUGAACAAAAUGUUGCAAGGCCGCAAAAAAGUUGUCACACAGUUUUCUGACAACAUACAUGCAUUUAAGUUGAAGCUGACUUUGUGGGAGAUGCAACUGGCAAAUGGCAACCCUGCUCAUUUCCCCUGUCUGAGAGAUGUGUGUGUGACCAGACCUGAUGCGGACAUGAAACGGUACAAAGACAAAAUUGCAGGACUACUGCGGGAGUUUGAGAAACGUUUUCAGGUAUUUGGUGAACUUGAGACAGAAUUUUCAGUUUUUCGCUCACCUUUCACAGUUAAAGCUUCUGAUCUGCCGGUCGAAAUUCAGCUAGAGAUAAUUGAUUUGCAGUGUGAUGCAGAUUUGAAGGGCAAAUUUGCCUCUGUAGGUCUGGACAGAUUUUAUCAGUAUCUACUACCAGGGUACCCCAAAUUAACAGCCCUGGCUGCUAAAAUUUUGUGCAUGUUUGGGACAACCUACCUUUGUGAACAAAUUUUCUCAGUGAUGAAUAUCAAUAAAACAAAAAUGCGUUCAAGGCUCACAAACAAGCACUUAAAUGACAUUCUGAAAGUGACAGCUAGUCAAGGACAUGACACCUGGUGUUGAUGCACUUGUACAGGCCAAAAGAUGCCAAGUUUCAGGAACAAAUACAAGUCCAGACUAGACUAACACCUUUAAAAUGCUGCCUUAGAUACUGUUUGCACUGAAAGAAUACAGCUCUGUGAAGAUGAAUCCUUACUGUGGUGAUUUAAGAAAUGUGCACUUUAAUGUUAGUCAGCAGCUUCAAAACAAAAGUUGUGUGAUGGAAUUCUACUGUUCAUACAACUCCAUAAAUUUUCAGUAUGUAUUGUAUGUGUAUGUAUGUUUCAUGUAUGAAGUUUACAGAUUUACAGGACAGGCGAACACUUUCUUCAUUACACAUUUAAAAUCACUCUCCUUAGUUUGUAAGGUGUACGCAGGGAUUACAUUUAGAUUUUAUAUGCGUAUGUGUAAGUGGUUUAAAAAUUCCUUUCUUUAAAAGUCUCAUUUAAUCUUAAAGUGCAUUACUAUAUUUUUCAGUACCAAUUAAAGUUUUGUGCCUUUGUACAAUCAGUGGGAUCAGUUGCAAUGCAUAUUUGUGAAUGAUAAAAGUAAAUUGCACAUUUGUCUAAGGAAAUAUGAGGUGUUUCAUGAAAUGUUUUGUAAAAGGAUAGUUCAUUAAAUUUCAAUAUUUUCCUAAUGUUCUUGUGCUUUUUUACACCAAAACAAAGGAAAGACAUGAUAUUUUGGUUAUUUAUAGCAGAGUAUGGUAUAAUUUUAAUGGUCCGGCCCACUUGACAUCUCCCUAGGCCGUAUGUGGCCCACGAUGCGAAAUGAGUUUGACACCCCUGGUCUAGAAGGAUGAGAGCAGAGGAGAGAGAGUUAGCUUUAGCAGUGCGGAGCGCCUCCGUGACACAGAGAAGAGCAGUCUCAGUUGAAUGACUAGUCUUGAAACCUGACUGAUUUGGAUCAAGAAGGUCAUUCUGAGAGAGAUAGCGGGAGAGCUGGCCAAGGACGGCACGUUCAAGAGUUUUGGAGAGACUAGUUCCCAGAUCAUAUUUAAAGAGCCAGUGUGAUAGAUGGCCCAUGGUUAGAACACCAACAGCAGAAAUCCCCAUCAAUCUAUCAAUCAAAUGGGAAUCAAGCCUUAAGAAUAAUUUUGCCCUAGAUCCACUCGCAGACCUCUCUAUUCCCAAACCAUGUGUACAUUUGCGACUUUGCCAAGAUUGGCUGGUAAGAUCUCUGAGUGGAUUGGAGACGAGAAAGUGAAGAAUAUGGCUGCAUCUCAAUAGUAUAAAGAGAGCUGAGAUGCAGCCUGUGUCUGUUGUGUAUUCCUGUGGUAUAUCUGACCAUGCAUUCUCUCUGGGUGCCUCCCUCCA